Molecule: messenger RNA, 1178 nt
Organism: Myotis daubentonii (Daubenton's bat)
Lineage: Eukaryota; Metazoa; Chordata; Mammalia; Chiroptera; Vespertilionidae
Gene: EBP
Product: EBP cholestenol delta-isomerase
Biological process (GO): cholesterol biosynthetic process
Cellular component (GO): membrane; endoplasmic reticulum
Molecular function (GO): steroid Delta-isomerase activity; C-8 sterol isomerase activity; cholestenol delta-isomerase activity
Source: RefSeq, a predicted model, not a curated record
ACUGGCCGCCUCCCAGCCCCUCCAUUGGCCAACUCCAUAAGACUAGGAACCUGGGAGGCAAGGGGUCUGAACUAGGUUGUCACGGAGCCCGCAGGCCAGCUCAGCAGAGCCGGAACCUUGCUGGACAGGUCGCUGCGACAGCGCCGCUGGGUUUUUCUCUUCCUUUUUUUCCUUCUUUCUACUUAUCCACACAAAGCCAUCAGCCUACAAAGACAUGGCCACGAAUGCUAACCCCUUACACCCAUACUGGCCUCGGCACCUGAGACUGGACAACUUUGUGCCCAAUGACCUCCCUGCCUGGCAUAUAAUAGCUGGCCUCUUCUCCGUCGCUGGGGUCGUACUUGGGAUCACAUGGCUGUUGUCAAGACCUGCUGCCAUCGUCCCCCUGGGAACCUGGCGACGACUAUCACUGUGCUGGUUUGCAAUAUGUGGGUUCAUUCACUUGGUGAUUGAGGGCUGGUUCAGCCUCUACAGCAAGGAACUUCUUGGAGACCAAGCCUUCUUGUCCCAACUCUGGAAGGAGUACGCCAAGGGAGACAGCCGUUACAUCCUGAAUGACAACUUCAUGAUAUGCAUGGAGACUGUCACGGCUUUCCUGUGGGGACCACUCAGCAUUUGGGUGGUGGUUGCCUUUCUCCGCCAGCAUCCUGUCCGCUUUGUCCUACAGCUCGUGGUCUCUGUGGGUCAGAUAUACGGGGAUGUGCUCUACUUCCUGACAGAGUACCGUGAUGGAUUCAAGCACGGGGAGCUGGGCCACCCGCUCUACUUCUGGUUUUACUUUGUCUUCCUGAAUGCCCUGUGGAUAGUGGUGCCUGGAAUCCUUGUGCUCGAUUCUGUGAAGCAGAUCACCCACGCCCAGAGCCUGCUGGAUGCCAAAGUCACAAAAAUCAAGAGCAAGCAUAAAUAAUGAGUGAUGGACUGGGCUUUAACACGGGCUGAUGACAAACUCUCCAUCUGCCAGAAGAGUCUGUUCCUUGCUCCCACAGGUUGAAAGGACAAAGUGAAUUGAUCUGUCAAACUCAGGCUGAUGGGUGGGCACCAAAAGGGCCAGCAAUAGGGAAGAAAGGAGCUGUGUGGAGCUACUGCAAGGAGCUGUUGGGACAAAAGUCCAAGAGAACCUACAAGGUCCGCAGUGGUGGUAAUUUUUAAAACAAGGAAAUAAAAGGUCUUGACCCUAA